Molecule: messenger RNA, 1361 nt
Organism: Micropterus dolomieu (smallmouth bass)
Lineage: Eukaryota; Metazoa; Chordata; Actinopteri; Centrarchiformes; Centrarchidae
Product: N-acetylneuraminate lyase-like
Exons: 4
Coding region: 74-373 (99 amino acids)
Biological process (GO): N-acetylneuraminate catabolic process
Molecular function (GO): N-acetylneuraminate lyase activity; 4-hydroxy-tetrahydrodipicolinate synthase activity
Source: RefSeq, a predicted model, not a curated record
UUUUGUGACCUCAACAAUAGAGCCUAAAAUAAACUCUUUCAUUUUGCUAUAGCAACUGCUUGCAGCUCUGGCUAUGGGAGCCCAUGGGGCAGUUGGCAGCACAUAUAAUUACGUAGCACGUCAUGUCAACAAGCUCAUUUCAGCAUUUGAGAAAGGCGACAUUGUCCAAGCCAGGACAAUACAGUUCAAGAUGCAAGAGCUUCUCGGUUAUGCCAAGAAAAUUGGCUUUGAUCUGGGAGUGAACAAGCAGCUGAUGAUUGAGGUGUCAGGCUUGUGUCUGGGGCCCCCUCGGCUCCCCUUGAUGCCGUGUCCUCAUGCUCACGCUGUGUCCAUCGCACAGAAAUAUCACAGCAUUUUUCCUGAACUGAAUUGAUAUGUUCACACUGGGUUGUUGAAUCCUGAUUAUCCCUCAACAGCCCAACAUUUAGUGCUCACCUAAUUACAGUUACUAAUGCUUCGGACACAUGGGGAUUAUGAUGGAUCCAGUUCACUGUGUUUAUCAUUAUAGUACUAAACUAGCAUUUUUUUAAUCAGCCGUUUACACUUUGCCUCAAGCCUUACCCCUAAAAAUACAUUUCAAUAUCAAACAAAAGGCUUGCUUUGUAUUUAAGUGGCCUGGGACCUACCACUACAUUAGAGAUUAAAAAGCAUAAGUUGUCUUUACUCAAUAAACUUGAAUAUUUUUAUGGGCAUUUUCAGCUGACAUAUUGUUCGUGUGUCUGGGGAAAUAUCUAAUAUGUUGACAAAUAUUUUAAUCUCAAUGUUUAUCAUUUUAUAAAAUAAAUGUGGGAACGACUAACUUCCAUUGCCUAGGGGAAUGUGACACUUUAGUUUUUGCUACUUUUAGAGACUGUAACAUAACAGCAGUAUUAUCUUAUUAUCCUGUUCUGUGGAAGACAGAAUAGACAGAAUCUCAUUUUAGGAACUUGAGCCUUUUAAAGUCACGUAGUAUGACAUUCAUAGACAAUUAAAAUGAUCACAGUGAAAAGCAUCAUAGCUUCAUCACUGUUUUUAUGGUUCUGGUUUGUUUGAAUGUUUUGCCUUCAUCCUUCAUCCUGCCAUUUUUUUUUCUAUCUUGAAAAUCACAGUUAUGGAAAAACCCAGACCUUAGGCUGACUCUACCAGAGGGAGGACAGCAGGCAGAGGGGGCAUCGAUAAAAGCGUUUCUUACACUCCAAAAACAAUAAACCUUGUUAUGAGUUAAAAUGCAUAAGCUGUUAUUAAAUGUACACUUUCUGAUGGAAUUUAAAGGGAAAUGUAUUAUGGAACAAAGAACCCUUGCUUUUUAUAUCGUAACACAGUCACUGAUUUCUUACCAAUAAAUCUGCUGAGCCAACUGUUGUUGGUUCACGGUGAUGUAA